AGUCUGGCGCUAAAUUCAAACUCCUCGUGCACCUAGAAAAAAGAAUAGCAGAGCAAAAAGCACCUCCAAUUGAUUAUUGUCAGUCGCCCAAAGGUGAUGUCUUCGAUGAGUAUGAUGAACCGCUAUGUGGAGAAUAACUGUAGAUUGUGCAGAAAAUGCUUUUGCUGCCCAAAAUGUCGCGCAAAACAUGAAAGGGCGGUACAUAACAUCUUCCCUGAAUGCUCUAUAUGUGUUUAUGGGAAAAUGGUGUUGAAGAAGCCCUCUCAGGCCUUAAUGGUGCAUAUUAAAGAAGCCCACUGGCCAUUGCAUUGCGUUUAUUGCAAAAGAAUUUUCGACGCAGAUGAUUUUAAUCAGCACAGCAAAUGUCCCAUUGGUAAAAGCAGAUUAGACCUAGUAGCUAGGACUCCUCUUGUACCUAAGAUCCUCAUGGAAUGCUAUGAUGGCGUCGAUUCACCCCCAGUGGAAUUCUCCGGUUUUCUUUUGGUGGCCAUUACCAGCACUCCUAGAGACUCUAUGAGGGCUAUCCAGAUCAAUGAAACACCAAUUGAUAGGAUGGCCAAGAUCAAGAAUGCCAAUGAGAAUCUAUCCAGUCAAACACCGAGCGUGUACGACGAGAACAAGAGAGCGGAGAAGAGAAGGGUUACGUUCAGCCAGACGCCGAUGGUGGAGAAUCCGAAGAAGAAACCGCAAGGGUUCUUGAAAGGAUCACUGAAGAAGUACGACAUGUUCAAAGAUGAGAACAUUUCGAACCGCUUCAGUACUACUAUUGAUAACGAAAGAAGUGAGCAAUUCCUUCUGCUGAAGAUCGUCUAUAAAAUAAUCGCGUACAUAUAUGCAGGUUUCACUAAGUACGAAAGUGCUACAAGCAAAAGUCAAUCGCAAUCCGUUACUACUUUGGACAGAUCUAAACGCAGAAGGAGUAGCCUUGGUAAUGACACCCUUUGGGAAAGCGCAUUAAACGAUUCGGCUGAUUUUAUUGAUGAGAAACCGCCAAAAAGACGAAUGAUCGAUUCAGGUUCGUCCGUAUCUUCGGAUGAAGCCCCGAAAGAGGUGGACUCUAUUGUUCAGACUGAAACUCCGGGGCUUUGGUCCUCGAUGGCUUAUUUGAUGAAAAGCGUGGUUCAGGGUAUUGCUGGCAGUGGCCCAGAGCGCAGGAAGCGCUUUUUAUCUGACAGUGACUGCAUUAGCGAUUUGGAGAUCAAGCAGCUGAAGAAGAUCAAGUUAACCGAUAUAAAAUGUCGACCUCCAAUUCGCAGCUAUAAGAUGUUACAUCUGCAGUAUCAGUCGCCUAAGGUUGGUAGAGGUACUCAGACAGAUUAAACAAAACCAUUUUUACUCACAUAAUAAUUAAUAUAUUUGGAUGUUCCAAUUUUCAAUGUUUAUCAAUAUCAAUUAAAUAA
Nicrophorus vespilloides is the source of this 1400-nucleotide messenger RNA. RefSeq lists its product as uncharacterized. The transcript is spliced from 3 exons. The coding region runs from base 97 to 1320 and encodes 407 amino acids. NCBI's taxonomy places the organism in Eukaryota, Metazoa, Arthropoda, Insecta, Coleoptera, Silphidae. The record is from RefSeq and is a predicted model, not a curated record.